Molecule: messenger RNA, 1425 nt
Organism: Saitoella complicata NRRL Y-17804
Lineage: Eukaryota; Fungi; Ascomycota; Saitoellomycetes; Saitoellales; Saitoellaceae
Product: GPI-anchored wall transfer protein 1
Exons: 2
Coding region: 1-1425 (474 amino acids)
Biological process (GO): protein localization to plasma membrane; GPI anchor biosynthetic process
Cellular component (GO): membrane; endoplasmic reticulum
Molecular function (GO): glucosaminyl-phosphatidylinositol O-acyltransferase activity
Source: RefSeq, a predicted model, not a curated record
AUGGAGGCUUCAGCGCAACAGACUCACAAGGCUCUGAAAGAGGCAUUCGUGUCGGACCUAUCAGGGGGUGAUAUCUGGGAGAUUAAUCAAGUCACAUUCACCGCCGUGUCAGCUUACGCACUCUGGGCCGCCCUUGACUCUCGAAAAGGUGUCUUCAAGAACUAUGGCGUCUCAGAGUUCUUCCUCGAGUUUGGGAUCAAUUGCCUCGGGCUGUUACUGGCAAUCACGCUCUACGCCGACAACCCCAUCGCCCUAAACCUUGCCCUCCUUAUCCCAGCAGCCAUUCUCCUGCUCACAACACCGGAUGAAUCUCCCAGAAAGUCAAAAUCAGCAAAGCCUGCAGCAACCAAAACCCAGUCCGCGGAGAAUGCGAAGCGAAAACCCUUCCUCACGGCUUACCGCGGUGGAAUGAUGCUCAUCACGACCCUAGCCAUCCUCGCAGUCGACUUUCCCCUUUUCCCCCGCCGCUUCGCAAAAGUCGAGACAUGGGGUACAUCCCUCAUGGACAUGGGCGUCGGUUCAUUUGUCUUUUCCUCAGGCCUGGUAUCGUCUCUUCCCAGCGGUUCUCUGAGUGUGAGACUACGCAAGGCACUCAGGGUAGCUGGACCGAUGUUGAUCCUAGGAGGAAUCAGAUGCGCUGUAACGAAAGCGAUCGGGUACCAGGAACAUGUCACAGAAUACGGUGUCCACUGGAAUUUUUUCAUGACCCUCGGCUUCCUCCCGCCGUUCUUGGCUAUUCUGGCACCGCCCAUUAGUGUCCUUACACCCACCGUUUCCGCAAUCUUGAUUGGAGUCGUAUACGAGUAUGCUCUUGACAAGAUGAAGUUAUCCGCUUGGGUAUUGACUGCCCCACGCGUUGACGUCCUCAGUCAGAAUAAAGAAGGUAUCUGCUCCUUCAUCGGGUAUUUCGCCAUCUUCCUCGCUGGUCUCGGUACAGGCAACCAGAUUCGUCCACGUUCCACUGCCACUCCGGUCCAGAGCAGUCGCGCCAAGCUCCUUCGCACAUUGGCUUUCUCGUGCGUAGCUUGGUCCGCGGCGACGUAUUUCGCCAUUGCUCCUCGCUCAUUGUACGGCCUCGAUCUUCAGGUCUCACGAAGGAUGGCAAACCUACCAUACAUCCUCUGGGUUCUGGCUUACAACACCUUCUUCCUUCUGUUCUACCUGGGAGUGGAGUGCCUCUUUUUCACCUCAACACCAAGCACCGCUUCGCGCUCAUAUGCCGUACCGAGGGUUUUGCACGCCAUCAACUUGAACGGCCUCGCGAUCUUCCUGCUGGCCAACUUACUCACGGGAUUGGUAAACAUGUCGUUCAACACGCUAGAAAUGGGACGCGUCCAGAGCUUCGGGGUUCUGGCAGGGUACUGCGGAGUUCUCGCAACCAUCGCUAUUCUCCUCGACGCCCGGGGCAUCAGAAUAAAGCUGUAA